Ictalurus punctatus (channel catfish) is the source of this 3762-nucleotide messenger RNA. RefSeq names its product macrophage mannose receptor 1. NCBI's taxonomy places the organism in Eukaryota, Metazoa, Chordata, Actinopteri, Siluriformes, Ictaluridae. Bases 2102 to 3010 code for a protein of 302 amino acids. The record is from RefSeq and is a predicted model, not a curated record. The transcript has 2 exons.
GUUUAUUUAUUUAUUUUAUUUUUUCAAUGUUAAAUGCCUGACAGGUUCUCGGUGGAGUGGAUAUAAAAAGUCUACACACCCCUGUUAAAACGGAGUUUUGUGAUGUAAAUGGUUUUGUGGCAUUCCGGGAGUGAGCAGUACUUUUCCAGAUGUUCCUGCAGCUCCGUUGAUGUUGCUGUAGGUCCCUCACCAGCCUCGCUGACAGGUUUUCUUCUCGUCCUUCCGUCGGAUUUGGAGGGACGUCCUGUUCUUGGUGGCGUCACUGCGCUGCUCGGUUUUCUCCACGUGAUGGAGAUGAUGGCCUUCACGGUGUUCCAUGGUACAUCUGAUGUUUUCGAAAGUUCUUUGCAGCCCUCUCCUGAUCGAUACGUUUCGUCAGUGUGAGCAGUUGGACGAAACCGAGAAGAAAAUCCCAAGAAACAGCUGAUCUUUAUUUAAGGUUCAUCAGAAUCACGAUACCUACCUAAAGGUCGCUGCAGUCCGAGUACAGCCUUCGUGGUAGCGCUAUUCACUAAUCCUAGUGUUCUCUUUCAGUAAGAUAACGCUCCCUGACACACUGCAAACACUGUUCAGGAACGGUUCGAGGAACACGGCAAGAUGUCGACUCCGCCUCCAAAUCCCCCAGAUCUCAAUCCGAUCGAGCGUCUGUGCGAUGUUCUGGACGGACGAGUCCGAUCCACAGCCGCCCCACCUCGCAUCUUACAGAACUCAAAGGAUCCGCUAACGUCCUGGCGCCGGACACCGCAGCACACCUCCAGAGGUCCUGUGGAGUCCACGCCUCGACGGCUCAGAGCUAACUGUUUCCGAUAAAGCGCAGACGUUCAUGCAGCGAUGCUUCUUGCUGUAUUCGUCAGGUGUAAGUUUGAUGUGCGUAGCCCGGAAUCCUUAAUUACGCCUCGAUGAACUAUUUUUUCCUACGAGUGCAUCACGUAUCGUGGACUACAUGCUAACCUCCUGAUUUCAGCUUCUAGGUUUUACUCUAAGAAGAGUCUAAAUGUUUGAAAACGUCGGGAGCAUGAAGGGUCUAAAACUUUCUCGUGAUUUGUUCUGUAAGCGUUCUGACAUUUCGUCCUCCGCUGCGAACACGUCUUUAUUCUCUGUUUAAUUCCCUCGGCGUCCUUUAAAGCAUGUCAAAUAAAUAAUUGGCUCACUCGGAGCACGCAGAGGAACGUCAAGCAGUUUUCAUCUUCCUGCAUUUUCGCCGUGACGCACCUGCUUUGUUUUGGUGAUUUUAUCGGUUUCGGUGCGUUCCCGUGUGUUUGAAUUGUAUUUGAAUGAACUCGCAGCUGAACCGGGGCCUAAAAGAUGUCAACUGAGCAGAAGACUCACACCUGAGUCUAUUGAAAGCCAAGAUCAACUGAUUAAAACAGGUGGGAUCAGGUGUGCCUCCUGCUUGGUUGAAGUGAAAACCUGCACCCACUCCGGCCCUUUCCGGAUCAGACUGGACACCCCUGCGCUACAUCAAUUGUCGCCAACCUUCCUUCCUUGAGAUCUUCCUUCCUGCAGGUUUCAUCUCCAGCCCAACUCGAACACACCUGUUUUCGUUGAUCAAGACCUUCAUAAGGCAGUGGUCAUUAGAUGGUCAGGUGGGCACCAUUAUGGUCGGAGAUAAAGUCUCCAGGAAGGUAGAGCCCCAGGAACAAGGUUGGUGAUCACUGCUCUACAUCAUGACUAAUCAUUGUCGAUGAUCGGUGAGGUCCACGGCCGUAGACUCAUCAGCAAACUUGAUGUUUCUGCAAACUGUUCCGCUUUCCCGUGAGCUGCUCUGGGACGAUCGUGUUAAAUGCUGAAGUCCACGAGCAGCGUCCUUGUGUACAGUGAUUGUCGGUUUUUGUUCAGGUGGGUCAGAGGCAGGUGGAUGUCUACAGAUUCCUGCGACGUUUUAAACAAAAGUGAAACAACCGUGAGUUUGCAUGCAGUAGGAAGUUUCUUAUGGAAGUCGGUGUGCAAAAUAACUCGGGUAAUCUGAAAGCGCGUUGAGUGGAUGAUUUUUACUGACAGCAUUUUAUUCCGAGUCGUAUUUAGAGUCGUUUAGAUCAAAUGUAAAACUUUAAGCACGACUGAUGUAAAGGAACAGGAGGAGACCGGGUGGUGCAGUGUGAUGCGGCUCGUCGCAAAAUGGCGUUACAAACCAGAGUCCCUGCCCCACUUAUCUGACGUUUUCCAGAUUUGUUUACUUUGCUUUGAAUGUGUUUUAAAUGAACUGAAAAUGAAGUAUGACAGUCUGAAUCACGCAGCAGAGAAGUUGUGUUCGAGGAGACGUACCGAGAUCAGACGCUUCAGAGCCGAGAUGAAAUCCCUCUUUUUUUUCCUCCUGCUGGCGGUGGGCUGUGGUGUGGCUGUAGGUCUGACAAGAGAAUAUAUCUACAAUACAACUACUGUAAAGUGGUCUGAAGCUCAGGCGUAUUGCAGAAGAAACUUUAAAGAUCUGGCCACCGUCACCUCUAUGGAGGAAAACAACCGAGUUUUACAAACUGGACUCCCUUAUUCUGGAAGUUGGAUUGGGCUGCGCAGAGAAUUAGGCACCUGGACAUGGUCUGAUGGAGAAAAUGUUUCUUUCCGGAACUGGAAGGCUGGCUCACUAAUUUGGCUUGAUUGUGUCUUCUUAUCUGGAACUUAUGAAGGUUCCUGGUUGAGUGAUUACUGUAUCGACACCAGGGGUUUCUACUGUUAUCGGUUCCUGAUCCUGGUGAAGGAGAGCAAGACCUGGGAGGAGGCUCUGGACCACUGCAGGACUUAUUACACCGGUUUGGCCUCCGUGACCUCCGAGUCGAGUCUGCGGCAGCUGAAUCUAGAGACGGUGCAGACGCAGACAGAGAGCGUGUGGACCGGCCUGCGCUUCAUAAAUGGACAAUGGCUCUGGGUGAGCGGGGAGCAGCUGGGGAGCCUGGUCUCAAUGCCUUCAUGUCCAGCUCCAGCUUAUCGCUGUGGAGCUCUCAACACCACGACAAACACCUUAAUGAACCGAAACUGCAAUGAACGGCUGAACUUCGUCUGCUACUGGACGUGAAUUUACACAAGUACACCUCUCCUUCAGGAAGAAUAUAUUCAUCUCACGAUAUCAUCAUCAUUAUUUAUUUAUUUAUUUGUUUAAGCUUUCUUUACUAAUAUUUAACUGGGUUUUACGUUCAGGUUCUGGUAGAAGAACAGCAACUGAACAGCUGAGGAGUUUAUUUAUCGGUGAAAGAGUCGGAUGUCGAACUUUAUUACACCAUAGUGAUGUAGGACUUUGGAGAGCGAUCGGGUCAGUAGCGCAGGUUUAUAUUACACCACUCGUUCUAAUACGUUAUUGUUUCUAUAGCAACGGCUCGUUCACAGGGACGUGUACAGGUCAUCUAAAGCUAAUGAUAAACUUGGAUCAAACACUUCCACGUAACAUUCCCGCCCAGUUUAAGCCGUCAAGCAAUAAGAAGGAAUCCUUAUUUUCUUCAGUAAAAUGCUUCUUAAAUAUGUGAUGUCAAUGUUCGUGUAAAGAUUCUGAUAUUCAUUAUAAUAUUCUGAUUUUAAUGACUAAAUAUAGCCUAACGUACAUUAAUGUGUACAUUACUUUUUCACAGUGACACAAAUUUGAUCUUUAAGUCAUUGUAAGUCAUUGUUUUCCCCCUAUUGUUUUCUAAUUAUAUAUAUAUAUAUAUAUGUGUGUGUAGUUGUGCAUGUUGUGAUUAAUUAUAGCUUGUAUUUCUUACGUCUUUGUCCUUUUUUUCCCUGCUAUUUGUAACUUGUCAUCUUUUGUAAAUUGAUAUCUGUUCCAUUAAACAUUUG